UAUCUAUUUACCUUGGCCUGUGAGUGUUGAAUUGCUUCUCUCUUUUUUGUAUCUUCCCUAUAAUGUGCUGUUUAGAUUACAGUGGUACCUUGGGUUACAAACACAUCAGGUUACAGACUCUGCUAACCUGGAAGUAGUACCUUGGGUUAAGAACUUUACCUCAGGAUGAGAACAGAAAUUGCAUGGUGGCAGUGCGGUAGCAGUGGGAGGCCCCAUUAGGUAAAAUGGUACCUCAGGUUAAGAAUGGUUUUAUGUUAAGAACAGACCUCCGGAAUGAAUUAAGUUCAUAACCAGAGGUACCACUGUAUUGACUUUGGGGUUAUUGGUGCGUGAUUGUUUUUUGUGUUUAUAUGUUGUAACCUAACCUGGGACCUUCCAGUUAAGGGCAGGUAAGAAAUUAUUCUUACCCUAACUACAUUAACUUACACGACGACAGCUACUAUUAAUUCUAUUAUGUCAUCACAGAAAUAGAACACUGUAUCUGUUUCCUUUCCCUCUAAUGGAGGAAAAUAUUCCAGGAUCCUGAUUACCAGGAAGCAAAGCUGCUUUCCUUCACCCUAGUUGAGAAGCAUUAUUAGUGUGCAAGGAAGAGAUCAAUUCAAGGCAGGAACAUACACACACCCUUUCCCACCCCAUCACUGUUGGAAGAUUUUGCAGCAGAUGCUUCCCAAUGAUAAGUACUUUGAUUAUAGCAAAGUAGAUGUUCCCUGUGAACAUUCAGUGACAGUACAUAAUGGUAUAUCUGUCUGUGGAAGCAUAGCCUAUCCCGGGAAAAUUACCCCUCUUAGAUGGUUGCUGUCAACAACAGGUGCACCCUAUUUCCUCUGAGUAUAGUUAAACUCCCACCGUAGGCUAGACAAACCCAAUAUAGGAUUGUGGCAUUAAAUCAUUUUCUUUGGAUUAAACAUAAGACAGAUCUAUUUGCUGGUAAUAGUAGCAUGGGAGGGACAGUUUAUUAGGUACAUCUCCCUACAAUGCAGUACUAUGACAGCUAGGGCUGCCAGAUAUCCUUUAUUUAAGGCAUUCCUCUAAUUUUGAAUCACAUUUACUUUUUCAGUCUUAGAUGCACACCACACCACACCAUAGCAGUAAGGUUUUUGACAUCUUGAUCUGGCAGCUGAUCUGAUUUUUGGAGAAGCUGUACCUAAUGAAAUUAUCUUUUCUCUUGGUUAUCAAAGACAUGGGAAUGCUGCCUUGUCCUGAAUUGUGUAACCCUAUUAUUUUUACAAAGAACUCUUAAAAUACUAAGCAUGGAAAAAGAAGAUCAAACCUAUCCAUUCUGAUGAAAAUCAGCCCCAAGUGCUCACUGGAAGGACAGAUCAUGAAGCUGAGGCUCCAAUACUUUGGCCACCUCAUGAGAAGAGUUAGUCUCAAAUGGUUAAAUGAACACUAAUCUUAAUAAACUGCAGUUGUAAAGAAACAAUAAAAAUGCAAGAAGCUUGAUGGUGCUCCAGUUUUAUAUGCCACCUUUUAAAUAGUUCUCUGCCAUUCUUGCACUUUGCUUCAUUUCCCCAAAGCCCAAGGUGGCUGGCCUAUUCACAGGCUAGCCCUAUGCUUGCUUUGUCCAAUGUGCUCAAUGUGGCUUACUCCAAAAUAACUGCACAUACAAAACACAUCCCACCCAAAGAACCCUAGAGACUGCAGUUUGCAUCUCACAGAGCAACAAUUCCCAACACCCUUAGAAAACUACAGAUACCAGGAUUAUUUGGGUCUGGGGAUAUGCUGUGAAGGUAUGGUAAUUAUGGAGCCUUAGCAGCAUGACCUUAUGCCAGGAAAUGAUCGGCCCUGUUUUCUGAUCAUUAAAACUCUUCCUACCUCACUUCAUUGAAGUGAGGCAGCCUUCAAAAGAGUUAUCUUUAAUAAACAAGGACAAAUUACGUAACACCAUAAACCUGGAAUCAAGCUGUCCAUAAUGUAAAAGGGAAGGAACAUUUGUUUGUGGCUUGGGACCCCCGUACCUACAGGACCGCCUCUCCUAGUAUGCCCCGCGGAGGACCUUAAGGUCUACAAAUAACAAUAUCAAGGAGAUCCCAAGCCAUAAGGUGGCUAGAUUGGCCUCAACUACGGCCAGGGCCUUUUCAGUAUUGGCCCCGACUUGGUGGAAUGUGCUCUCACAGGAGGCCAAGGGCCCUGUGGGAUUUGACAUCUUUCAGCAGGGUCUACAAGACGGAGCUGUUCCUCCUGGCCUUUGGGCUGGACUCAGUCUGACCACUAUGUUUUUCCUCCCUUAUGGUUUUGAUUUGGGCCAUUUUAAAAUGAGGCUGCAUUUAAUUUUUUUAUAAAAAUCUGGAUUGUAUUUUAACCCGCAUUUUAAUCAAUUGUUUUUCUUUCUUUUACGUUUUGUUGUGAUCUUGUUGAUGUCAACCGCCCUGAGCCUGGCUUUCGCUGGGGAGGGCGAGGUAUAAAUAAAAAUUUGUUAUUAUUAUUAUUGGAAUUAGGAGGAGAAAGGAACUAGGCAGGCAAGAGCUUACAAAGAUACUGUGAUGGUAGAAAUUGCAAUUAUGGGACAAAUGGACUUUUCAAGGAGCAGAUGCAGUCUCCUUAGGAAGGAAAGUUUGCCUUUGUUCAUUUACUAGAGGGGUUCAAAUUGGGCGGGUAACGCCAGCCUCUUUUCUCUGUUAUGAGGAAUUGCCCCCCCCCCCAACUUGGUGCUGAUGCUUUGCUAGGGGUAAUUCAAAAUGUACAUAUAUUUAAAUGAAUUUCCAUGCAAAUGAGCAAUGACAGCUUCCCCCAUCACCCCCACAAGAGGUGGUAACAUUAUUUGCACAUGUUAAUUAAUUUAAAUGCAUGCACAUUUAAAAAAAGCAUUGCAUAGAGUAGAUGCUGAACUACAAAACCAAAGUAAAGUGAUGGGGGUUGGGUGGGCAGUUCUGGCCAAUGCAAGUCAGUGUUGGCCCAGGACAGUUUGCUGUUUGCACUGUCUUCAAGGGCCAACUUUUAAAAACAAAAACUGCCGCCCUUCAGACACCUAGUUAUGCCUUUAUUUCUCCCACUUCUGCCCCACUUCCUUUCCAUGCUAGGGCUAGCCCUGGUUUAAGUCUAACUUGUUGUAAAAUCCUGAUUUCUAUUUUAUUUUACCAAUAUGCAUUUUCCCUGCAUCUUGUAGAAGUAGUGCCUGUUUUCAAAGUUGUGAAGGGCACAGAAUCUACCAUGAGGUCUUUGACCACAAUCCAAACCAGAGCUCUGUGUGUUAAAUAAUUUGAAAUUGGUGGGCUUAAGGGCGCUGAACUUCAGGUUUGAAUGUGCCCACUGUCUACACCUCACUUAAAAGUAUCUUGAAAGUGCAUUGUGUUUUGUAUUGGGUAAGCCUAUAGACAGAAAUAUAUUAUCAGAAAAUCAAGCAUAGUUGCUUCCUGACCGCUCUGUAUAUUCAAGCAAAUUAGCAUAACUGAUUGGUUGUGUGUCUUUUCCUCCCUAUUAACAGCUACACAAAGCACACAGCUAGUCUAAUUUAGCACAGCACCUAAAAUGGCAUUGUACAUUGGUUAAGAAUAUAAGCCAUUUGCUGGAGAUCCCUGGUUGAAAUCUCAUGAACUGAACCAAACCAUUGCAUUCUAGCCCCAGCCCAGCCUCCUAUCUGAAUUCCCAGGAUAAUAGUCCCUUGCAGGGCUUUUGUUAGAAUUCCAUGGAGAGGGUGUAUUUGAGUACGGAAGACAAGAGCUGCAUUAUAGCUUCUACUAUUAAUAACAGGUUUGUGGUAAGGCAGUGAUGUGACUUCAGGUAGGAACUAAAUAGAUUCAAGCAACUGAACCAAUUCACACAACCUCUUUGUUGCAUUUGGACUGAAACCCUAAACACGCAUACGGUAGGACUGACUUCUGAGUAAAUAGGAAUAGGCUUGCACUGAACAAGUAUUGCAAAGAAUCAGUGGUGAGGUCUGGGGAUCCUGGAGGCAAGGUCAGAGGUUGGCAUGGUUGGGCCCCUGCUGAGGCCUGGGAUUCCACUGCUGAGUGCCUAUUGGCCCUGCUGCCACACCUGUUCGCCAUUGCUGCCUGCUCAUCUACCAUCUAGUAAGUGUGUGGCGACAUCAUCAAUAAUAAGAGAGCAGCAGCUUCACUCUGGCAAGCAAAUAAGCAAUGGGCAGCAAUGGCAGGAAAGAGGAGGAUGGGCACUAACUCUCUCUCACACACCCACCCACCCCAUAGGAAGCAACAAUUAGCACCACAGACCUUGAGCUGUGGCUGUUAUUAGUGACUAGAAUUGGAGCAAGGCAAGGGAUGCACUGUAGCUUAGUGGUGACGUACCUGCUUUACAUGUAGACAGCCCCAGUUUCAAUCCCUGGCACCUCCAGGUAGAGACGGGAGUGUCCUCAUUUCAAACACUGGAGAGCCCACUGCCAGUCUGUGUAGACAACGCUGAGCUAGAUGGACCAAUGAUCUGACUCUGUAUACAGCAACUUCCUAUGUUUAUAUGAUGGGAGAUGAGGAACAGCAUGUUUUCCAGGAACCCUGAGGCUCAAUACCCUCCCUCCCUUUGCUGGUAGCUGCAAACGACUGCAAUCCCACCUGGAUUUGAUUAUUAGUUUAGACAUUAAAGGCUGGUAACUAUUUUUAAGAAAACCCACCUGUGCUAGCCUUUUCUUAAUUAAAGUGUGUCCUAGGUUUAAUCCCCAGCAUUUCAAAGUAGGGUUGGGAGAGUCCCCUGUCUGAAAUCCAGGAAGGCUACUGCCAGUUGGUGUAGACAGACCUGAGGUUGAUGGACCAGUGAGUCUGAUUUGGUACAAGGCAGCUUCCUUUGUUCCUAUACCAGGAACAUGGUCAACACCUUCACCCAUUUUUAAAAGCAGACGCAGCAUCUGUACAAAUCCUCUUGUAAAGUGAGUAAAUUAAUGUCUUUAACGAGAUGUCUUUACCCGUUGAGCUGCUGCCAGCUGCUUUUUUUUUUUUAAACCCUCAUACUGGGGAAAAAAAACCCUAACAAAGUUCUAAAAAACUCUCAAGCUUUCUGUUUGUGGAGCAAAAGGAGGUGUGUGUUUCAACUAGAUUGCCAGCAUGUGGACUCCGAAAGAUCUUAUGAGCUUUGCACUUCCUGUGGAGGCAGGGCGAAGAACAAAGCCAGUGAAGGUGCCUUUUUCUUUUCCUUUUCUCCACUAUCUGCUAAAUUGUAGCCUCCAGCCUCCCCCCUGCCCUGCGACCUUUGGGGGGAGUAACAUGAAGUGUAAAGGAAUCCUCCUUGCCGCCAUCCUGCAGGCAUGGACCCCAAUUACAGAUGCCAAUGCACUAGGCCUGACAGAUCCAAGACUCUGCUACAUUCUGGAUGGGAUCCUCAUGAUUUAUGCUAUAAUCAUCACAGCCUGUUUUGUAAAAGUAAAGAUAAGCAAAGGCUCUCCUGAACCUCAAACUUCUCAGAAUUCAGAGGACCUAUAUAAUAGAUUGUCUCAUGGAACCAGAGAUGAAUAUGAAUCGCUGGGAGCGAAACAGGCAGAUGCUGACAUUGAAGUAGGGGGGAAAGCCCAGCACAGAAGAAAGAAACCUCAGGACAGAGUUUACAGUGCUCUACAGCGGGAUAAGAUGGGGGAAGCAUACAGCGAAAUUGGAAAGAAAGGAGAGAGACGACGUGGCAAAGGCAACGAAACAGUUUAUCAGGUAAGGCACAGCAAUAGCAAGCCUAUUUCCCUACAAACUUCAGGGUCACAAUCCUAUGGAAGCAAGUUGCACAAAAACAGCUCACACAGGAAUAUUGUUUGCCUUUGCUUUAAUUAAUGUACAUACAAAGGGCUGCUUGUGCAGUAUGCUUCUGGGAUACAUGCACCCUGUCAAAUUGGAUCACCUUGCUACAGUGGGAGAACAGAGCAAGUGCCCUGUUCCUCACUUUGAGCCACCUAAGAGAAUAUUUUUGCAUGCCCAGAGGUGUUAAUGCAGUCUGUGAAGGAACAAGACUACAGGCACUUCUAAGGGCAGUAUACAACUUUGCUUCCUCGCUUGAUCCAACAAACAAUGGACCAGUCACAUUCUUCUAAGCUGGACUUUUGUCUUGCUGAGUAUCAGCCUGUCACCUUUAUUUACUCUGGAUAGAAACCCAGAGUUGUUGGGUACUAAGUCCAUAUGCCCCUGCUGAAAAUAGCUCCCGGUAGUUAUAUUGAUUUAGUUAUAACUUUGAGUCAUCUCAUCUUUCUUUAUCAGGGUCUCAGCAAAGCAACGAAGGAUACAUACGAUGUCCUUCAAAUGCAGCCCCUACCACCACCUUACUAGCUACAGUACAGUUGAGUCUAGCAAGAGGAGAACUAUUUCCAUGGCGAGCGGGAAUCUUGAUUACCAUUCUCAAGAUGAUCUAUUCAGAAAUCUGUUGCCUUCUACAACAAAUGCCACUUUUACAUGAGCAUAAAAACCAAAGCUCCUUUUUAAAGCUAAUUUCAAAUUGCAGCUUUCAAAGUGUACAUAGCUGUAGAGCUUGGGCACUGUGUUGUUGCUCAAUUUAAAUUUAAGACCAGCUGUUGCGAUGGCUAUUUCAAAGUCAUUUUCUUUUCUAGGGAAAGAUGUUUUUUGAAGCUAAAUGUGCAUUAAUGUUGCUCAUGUGGAAGGGUUUUGUUCCAAAACAUCAGAUAAUUCUGAGCACCAACAGGUUAACUAUCCCCCUCUCUUGUUAUAGGUUUGGGUUUUUAUUUAUAAAUAGCAGUUGGGGUUUGGGGAGGAGAUAUUGCCUUGAAGGACCUUUUUAAACACUCUUUUGCCAAGAUACAAAAACAUGCACACAUUUAGAGUAAAGAAACCACCAUUGACCUUGGACUGAGUGCAGUGGGGUAAACUUUUGAGUAAACAUGCACUGCUAAAGUGAUUUAAUAUGAAAAUCGACAUACUGUCUGUGCCUGCCCAUACUUCUCAUGCAGUAUGUUCCCAUAGUUAAGAGAAUAGAAGUAGGUUGUUCUUCCACAGGACGUAUGGUUGGUUGAAAUGAGUAUUACAUUACCUCCUGUUUUAAAUGCUUCAAAUUCCUGUUAAGACAGAAUCCUGAUCAAACCUGUCAGGUGCUGCUGUCCUGGUUAAGUGAGCUUAAUACCAGUGGAGCAAGGGAAGAAUUAGCUGGGGAGAAUGUUUACACAGAAGGAAUGGCCAGUGGAUUUACUCCAUAGUGUGUUUAGAGUUGUAGCCUUAUUCCCACAUCCUAUUAUGCUUUUUCCCUAGGCAAAUGCCCAUUGUGAGAAUUUUAUACUUUGAAUCUAUUUACCUUACCUAGUUUCACAGAGGAUUUUUAUUCCUUCUGCCCAUCUUAUCAGACUGAUUGAUCCAAAAAGGGUUCACACACAUCUCUAUCAGCAGAAUGGAAGUGAGAGUCUGCUUGUCAGACCUCAUACCUGACUAAGGCAUACCUGCCAAGUCUCCCGCUGAAAAAUGCAGGAUCAGCAGCGGUGCGGCACCGGACGUUGCUUAGAAGCAACUUCCGGGGCCGCUCUUCCCAUGUGUGGGCACCGGAAAUCGGGCAGAGUGGU
Messenger RNA from Zootoca vivipara (common lizard), 7426 nucleotides. The record is from RefSeq and is a predicted model, not a curated record. Lineage: Eukaryota; Metazoa; Chordata; Lepidosauria; Squamata; Lacertidae.